AACUUCUUCUCACUCUUUCGCCAUGGAGAUUGAUGAGCCCGAGCAGGCGACGGACUCCGCGGCCGUGACGUUGGAGCCGCCGAGGAUCCGGCGGCUGGACGAGUCGGUGGUGAACCGGAUCGCGGCGGGGGAGGUGAUCCAGCGGCCGGCCUCGGCUGUGAAGGAGCUAGUGGAGAACAGCCUCGACGCCGGGGCCACCUCCAUCUCCGUCGUCGUCAAGGACGGCGGCCUUAAGCUUAUCCAGGUCUCGGACAACGGCCACGGAAUUCGGUAUGAGGAUCUGCCUAUACUAUGUGAAAGACACACCACAUCAAAGUUAUCUGCAUAUGAGGACCUGCAGACAAUUAAAUCAAUGGGUUUUAGAGGGGAGGCUUUGGCCAGCAUGACAUAUGUUGGCCAUGUCACUGUGACAACUAUAACUGAAGGUCAACUGCAUGGUUACAGGGUUUCUUAUAGAGAUGGAGUAAUGGAGCAUGAACCCAGGCCCUGUGCUGCUGUUAGAGGAACUCAAAUAAUGGUUGAGAAUCUAUUUUACAAUAUGAUUGCUCGUAGAAAGACAUUGCAGAACUCCAGUGAUGAUUACCCAAAGAUUAUAGACUUGAUUAGUCGGUUUGCUGUCCAGAACAUUAGUGUGAGCUUCUCUUGCAGAAAGCAUGGUGCAAAUAGAGCAGAUGUUCACACAGUUGCUGCAUGUUCAAGGCUGGAUGCUAUCAGAACUGUGUAUGGUGUUUCUGUGGCUCGUGAUCUGAUGGAAAUAACUACUUCAGAUGACAAUCCUGCCCGAUCAAUCUUCAAGAUGGAUGGUUUUAUUUCAAAUGCAAAUUACGUAGCGAAGAAAACAACAAUGAUACUUUUCAUUAAUGACAGGCUGGUGGAAUGCACUGCCUUGAAAAGAGCCAUUGAAGUUGUUUAUUCUGCAACUUUGCCAAAAGCAUCAAAACCUUUCAUUUAUAUGUCAAUCAGUCUCCCAUCUGAGCAUGUAGAUGUCAAUAUACAUCCAACAAAAAGAGAGGUAAGCCUUUUGAACCAGGAGAGUCUUGUUGAGACCAUACAGACUGCUGUUGAGUCUAAGUUGAUGAACUCUAACACAUCAAGAACAUUUCAAACUCAGGCUGUAAAUUCCUCAGUUUAUACAUCACAGACGAGUCAUAUUAGUGCAAAAAAGGACCCUCAAAACAGUGCCUUCAGUUCUGGGACAAAAUCGCAAAAGGUACCGGUACAUAAAAUGGUUAGAACAGAUGCACGUGAUCCUUUUGGAAGGUUGCAUGCGUACUGGCAAGAUGGGCCAGCUUCACAGCAUGAAAAAAAAUCUGACUUAGCUUCUGUGAGAAAUGCUGUAAGACUAAGAAGGAACCCUAAAGAGUCUGCAGAUUUGACUAGCAUCCAUGAGCUUCUUAGUGACAUUGAUUCUAGUGUUCAUUCUGGUCUUUUGGAUAUUGUUAAGAAUGGCACAUAUGUUGGACUUGCUGAUGAAGUUUUUGCAUUGCUACAGCACAAUACUCAUCUGUACCUAAUGAAUGUAGUAUCUGUGAGCAAAGAAUUAAUGUAUCAACAAGCAAUUCGCCGUUUUUCCCAUUUCAAUGCCAUCCAGCUUAGUGAACCAGCUCCUCUACAGGAAUUGUUAAUGAUAGCACUGAAAGAAGAAGACGUGGAAUCCAUGGAUGAUGAGAAUGAUGAUCUAAAACAGAAGAUAGCAGAAAUGAAUACUGAGCUGCUCAAGCAAAAAGCAGAGAUGCUUGAUGAGCUUUUCUGUAUACACAUAGAUCAAGAAGGGAAUCUGACAAGGCUCCCUGUUAUACUUGACCAGCAUACUCCUGACAUGGACUAUGUUCCAGAAUUUUUGUUGAGUUUGGGUAAUGAUGUUGAUUGGGAGAAUGAGAAAGAAUGCUUCCAGACAAUAUCAGCUGUUCUUGGAAACUUCUAUGCCAUACAUCCUCCUGUUCUGCCAAAUCCAUCAGGCAGUGGGAUUCAAUUCUACAAGAAAAGAAGGGAAGGUAGUCCUACCAAAGAUCUAGGGAAUGCAUUGGCCAAUCCAGAGGAUGCUGGAGAAGAUGAUGUAGAUCAUGAACUACUUUCUGAGGCAGAAACAGCAUGGGCUCAGCGUGAAUGGACCAUCCAGCAUGUCUUAUUCCCAUCCAUGAGGCUUUUCCUCAAGCCACCAAAAUCAAUGGCAACAAAUGGAACUUUUGUUCAGGUUGCUUCUCUUGAGAAGCUCUACAGAAUAUUUGAAAGGUGUUAGUAGCUAGGAAGACUGGGAACCUGUAAUUGUUUCAGAAACCUGAAAGAGUGUUAUGAAAAUAUAAAAUUUGGCACAUGUAUUUCGAGAAGGGCUACGAGGGAGCGUUCUGGCUCUGCUCGGCUAGUUUUGGGCAAGACAGUAUAAUGUGCCUGCAUGUAAAUUUUUGUAAUUCCUGUGCAGCCUCUUGAUUUCAUGUACUUACCAGGUAUGAGAUUUAGAAGAGCCUUUUUUAUUUCCAUCUUCUGGUACAAAAGAUUUAGAAGAGCCUCACCAUAU
Messenger RNA from Elaeis guineensis (African oil palm), 2515 nucleotides. Its product is annotated as DNA mismatch repair protein MLH1. NCBI's taxonomy places the organism in Eukaryota, Viridiplantae, Streptophyta, Magnoliopsida, Arecales, Arecaceae. Gene Ontology annotation, cellular component: MutLalpha complex. Gene Ontology annotation, molecular function: mismatched DNA binding; ATP-dependent DNA damage sensor activity; ATP binding. The record is from RefSeq and is a predicted model, not a curated record. Gene Ontology annotation, biological process: mismatch repair.